This is a messenger RNA of Aspergillus alliaceus, 2733 nucleotides long. RefSeq names its product protein serine/threonine phosphatase PPT1 (gene ppt1). Bases 1 to 2733 code for a protein of 910 amino acids. The transcript has 8 exons. Gene Ontology annotation, molecular function: protein binding; protein serine/threonine phosphatase activity. Lineage: Eukaryota; Fungi; Ascomycota; Eurotiomycetes; Eurotiales; Aspergillaceae. The record is from RefSeq and is a predicted model, not a curated record. Gene Ontology annotation, cellular component: nucleus; cytosol.
AUGGCGUCGUCCGACCUCGAAGCUGCCACUGCGCUUAAGGUGCAGGGUAACAAAGCGUUCGCCCAACAUGAGUGGCCCGCUGCCGUGGACUUUUACACACAGGCCAUAGCGAAAUAUGACCGCGAGCCGUCGUUCUUCAGCAAUCGCGCUCAGGCGCACAUCAAACUUGAAGCUUAUGGCUUUGCGAUUGCCGAUGCCACCAAGGCGCUUGAGCUCGACCCCGCCUACACCAAGGCAUACUGGAGGCGAGCCCUGGCCAACGCCGCUAUCCUAAACUAUAAAGACGCCGCAAAAGACUUCAGAGCCGUUGUGAAAAGGGAACCCAAUAACCGCGAUGCGAAGGUAAAGCUGGCGGACUGUGAGAAGCUCGUGCGUCGGUUGGAGUUCGAGAAGGCUAUUGAAGUGGGCGAUCCGCCGUCGGCCUUUGAGGACUUGGACAUCGAUGCUAUAGCGGUUGAUGCCAGCUAUGACGGCGUACGUUUAGAGAACGAGAUGACGCAAGAAUUCAUCGAUGAUAUGAUCGAGAGGUUCAAGAACGGCAAGAAGAUCCACCGCAAAUAUGUCUUCCAGAUCAUCAAGGCCGUCAAGGAUAUUGUGUAUGCAGAACCAACUAUGGUCGAAAUUGGGGUGGACCAGGGCACUAAGUUGACGGUGUGCGGUGAUACGCAUGGACAAUUCUUCGACCUCUUGGAGAUCUUCCGGUUGAACGGAUACCCGACCGAAAAGCACGCAUACCUCUUCAACGGUGACUUUGUGGACCGUGGCUCUUGGUCUACUGAGAUUGCCCUGCUCCUCUAUGCAUACAAGUGGCUGCGACCAAGCGGCAUCUUCCUCAACCGUGGAAACCAUGAGACGGAUGAUAUGAACAAGGUAUACGGAUUUGAGGGCGAGUGCAAGGCGAAGUACAACGAGACGGUAUUCAAGGUGUUCUCGGAGUCGUUCUCUUCUCUGCCUCUGGCUACUCUGAUCGGCAGCAAGUACCUCGUUCUCCAUGGAGGCCUCUUCUCCGACGACAAUACGUCCUUGGAUGACAUCCGGAAACUGGACCGCCACAACCAGCGACAGCCUGGACAACAAGGUCUGAUGAUGGAGAUGCUCUGGACUGACCCCCAAACGGAGCCUGGUCGUGGCCCGAGCAAGCGAGGAGUUGGCCUUCAGUUCGGCCCGGAUGUUACCAAGCGGUUCUGCGAGAAGAACGGAUUGGAAGCCAUCAUCCGCUCGCACGAAGUUCGUAUGGAGGGUUACGAAGUUGAGCACGACGGACGGUGUAUCACCGUCUUCUCUGCGCCCAAGUACUGCGAUACUACGGAGAAUAAGGGAGCGUUCAUCAACAUUGGUCCAGAACUCAAGCUGGACUUCCAAGUUUUUGAAGCCGUACCUCACCCUGAUAUCAAGCCUAUGACCGGUGCGAUCGACGAUCUCCACCGCACCGUUGGUGAUGUAACCGACGAGGAGAAGCGCAACGAGGGCAAAGCCAUCAUUGAGAAACUCGCAGCACUGAAAUAUGAGCUCCAACAUAACAGGCAAUUGACCCUCCUCCCCGAUGAUGGCCAGCCAGAUAUUAUUGAGUAUAACGAGGAACUGAAACAACGAGGAAACCCAUCAUGGCACGAUGUUGCAUGGCUGUAUUCGGAAUGCUACCUCUACAGGCGCAUCAGUGCCCUCUUCGCCAUGUCCAAACAAUGGAAAGGAUACGACGUAUUUGCCCGCCAAAAGAUGUCCACCUUUAAAUCAUCUCGCCCGGCAGUUCUCGAGUUAGCUGCAAGAUACAAGGAAAUAGCUCUGGAGGCCGAGAAAGGCCAGGCUGGUGGCAAGACCCCGGAGCAGACCGAACAGACUGAGCGCAUACUCUUCUCCGAGAUGUGUGAGAUCUGCCUGUGGGGGAAUGCCACUGACCUGUCCCUCCUGACUACUCUUACCUACGAGGAUAUCCAGAAAUUGCAGGGAUCCCAGGCGCGCAAAGCGGCGGAGAAAAACAUUCUCGUCAAUGAUUUGGAUGCUGCUUUUGAUGUCCUUAACAAGGCCCGCAAGGAGAAAAAAACCGGGGAGCGUCGCGUAGAUAUCGUCCUCGACAACUCCGGAUUCGAACUGUUCGUUGAUCUUAUCCUUGCCGGAUAUCUUCUCUCUGCUGGUCUGGCCACGACAGUCGUACUGCACCCUAAGCUGAUCCCCUGGUUCGUGUCGGACGUUACGCCUGCGGACUUUAGGGACCUUCUUGGGGCACUCGCCGACCCGCAGUCUUUCUAUACAGCCCCUGAUGAGUCGGGCAAAGAACACCCUCCUCUCUCCGAUAAGGAGCUGUCGGAGGUGAACUUCCUCUUCGAGCAAUGGUCCCGACUCCACGCAGAUGGAAGGCUGGUCAUCCGCCCGCAUGCCUUCUGGACCGGCCCAGGAGGAUACUGGCGCUUGCCCAAUAAAGCAAAGGGUCUCUUCGAGGAUCUUCAAGAGAGCGAGCUCGUCCUCUUCAAGGGUGAUCUCAACUACCGCAAGCUAACUGAUGAUGCUGCUUGGGACCCCACAACUCCCUUCACGACCGCCAUCGGCCCAAUGGGCCCUAAGUCCGGUGUCCGUGUCCUUGCCUUCCGGACCUGCAAAGCCGACGUCGUUGUUGGAUUGCCAGCAGGCGAAGACGAGAGACUCCGCGCGUUGCCUGGCGGUGGCGGUUCUGAGGCCCGGAAAUGGGCUUGGAGUGGAAAGUGGGCUGUUGUGUCAUUCUCUGAUGGAAAGGCUUAA